AUUUUUAAUAUAUAUUUCGGUCUUCGUGUAAAUUGGGCUCACGUGGAAUGCUGAUUGAUCAAAAUAAGGAUUAGACCGACAAAAUAAUAACUUUUUCUGUCCAAUAUGAGCUGAUAACUGAUGUUACACGCUAUCGAUUUUUAAAACGACAAAAAUUUCAAUUUUUGACCAUGGCUGAUGAUCUUAGAACCAGAAUGGAAGAUAAAGAAAAGACGGACACUGUUAUGAGGACUAUGGUUGUUUUUAGUCUGGCUAUGAUUACUUUACCAAUAUUUCUCUAUUUCGUCAGCAAAAGUUUUUUCUUUGAAGCGUUUCUUGGAAUGAGUUCAGAAAACAGUUACUUUUAUGCAGCAUUUGUUGCCAUAGGAACAGUACAUUUAAUUCUAGGACUGUUUGUUUACAGAGCAUUCACUGAAGAUUCUGAAGCUAGACGGACUCCUUUCAAACAAGACUAGAUCUUUUAUGAAAAUAAUAUUAUUAAGGCAAAUGUCAUUAAAAAAUCCUAGAUUAUCUUCCAUUAUUUUUAUAACAAGUGUGGCUGGAAGAUUAAGGGCCAUUUUUGUGUCAAAUUUGCUAUUAAAAUUUCCUGAAAGAAAAUAGCAUGAUAAAAAAAAAAUCUGAUUUGAAAAAAACAGGGCAGAGGAUAGUCUAGGAAUUUAUUGCCUGAAUGACUGUUUCAGUUGUAUUACGAUCCUUGUGAAUAUUUUAUUGAAGGAUAGAUGUAUAAUAUUACCAGGGGGUAUCAUGUUGUAUAUGCCAAAAUUUGGGUUUUGUUUAGGGAAAAAUCUGUUUAUUGUAACUAAAACAAAAAGAAUUUUCAAAUAGAAUAUGCAAUACAAAUUCUAAAUAAUACAAUGUACUUUUUCUUCAGAUUUAGUACAAAUAUUGACUAUUUAAUGAAUUAACUAUAUAUUAUAACUUUUUUAAAGUUCACAAUUUUUAUAUUUAUUCGUUUUAAGUUUGCAUUGGUUGGUUUAAAAACCGAAAGUAUCAUAAUGUAAAUAUGUGUACAAUGUGAUUCAUUUGGUGUAAAUUAUCAUGUACAUAAUGAACAUAUAUAUGCAUUUGUCAAACUAUCAUAUAUGUCAUUUUAUUAAAUUGAAUAAAAUGUUAAUUCAAUUUGUUGCUUUAAUUGAUUUUUUUAAUAUAUAUAUAUAAAUAAUGAAUUUGGAUAAGACUUUCUCUUUGGCAAUGACAUACUAGUUUUAUGAAAAUAUGAUUAUCUAAAUCAUUCAUUUUUAUAACCAUUUUAAAUAUAUAUAUAUAUGCAGCUAAGUUUUGGUGAUAUGGACAUAACUAUUGAAUGUGGAUGAAAUACUGUAAAUUCAGAAAGUAUCACAUUCUGACAUCCUAUACAUGUACCUGUAUGCAGAUUUUCCCUGAAAUUUUCCCAUAAUUUGUCUUUUUUUCUUCUACCAAAAUUUCUAUAGUAAAUGCAUCCCAAUAAAUUCUGAAUUUACAGUAUAUGGUUUACAUAUAUGCAUAUUAUUACAAAAUUUACAGUAUAUGCAUAUUUUUAGGGGCCAGCUGAAGGACACCUAUGGGUGCGGGAAUUCUCGCUACAUUGAAGACCCAUUGGUUGCCUUCGGCUGUUGUCUGCUCUAUGGUCGGGUGGUUGUCGCUUUGACAUAUUUACCAUUUCCUCUUCAAUUUUAUUUGAUUUAUAUAAUAAAAUUUUGAAGUGAAAACAUACUUGAAAUGUACCUGUAAGGCUUUCAAUUUUGAUUGUAAGAAAUAUCUGAUCACAUUAUUAACCUAGAACUUCCUCAAAAUAUGUUUUUCUCAAUAAAUGUGCAAUAUGCAUCAGUGCCAGAAUUUUUACUUGUUUUAGACAAUUUGAGACAGUGAUUUGAGUGAAUGGGCAAUAAUUUUUUCUGCAUCAAUUCAGAACAAACUGUUUUCAGGAUGACACCAAACAGUUUUCUAUAUUUAUGAUGAUAAGUACAUGUAAAAAAAAAUGGAUAUAGAGGGGUUUUAAAAUGUAUUAUGAUAUAAAGAGAGAAAUAAACAACACUCAUGAUAGACUAGAAUUUAUAAUAAUUGUUUUAACAAUUUAAAGAAUCUUGUCUUUUUUGUAAGAUAUAGUGUGUAGUAUGAGAGAGUUGAAAUACUGUGUAGAUUCUGUUAGUAUGCUAGUUGAAAUGUAGAGGAGAUAACAUAAUCAAGAAUGUCUGGAAAGGUUUAUGAUUUUGUGUAUAUAUCAACCAUUUUUAUAAAUACAUGUAUUUAUGGU
Messenger RNA from Mytilus trossulus (common blue mussel), 2233 nucleotides. RefSeq names its product vacuolar ATPase assembly integral membrane protein vma21-like. Gene Ontology annotation, biological process: vacuolar proton-transporting V-type ATPase complex assembly. Bases 171 to 455 code for a protein of 94 amino acids. NCBI's taxonomy places the organism in Eukaryota, Metazoa, Mollusca, Bivalvia, Mytilida, Mytilidae. Gene Ontology annotation, cellular component: endoplasmic reticulum membrane. The record is from RefSeq and is a predicted model, not a curated record. The transcript has 3 exons.